Molecule: messenger RNA, 3750 nt
Organism: Dunckerocampus dactyliophorus (ringed pipefish)
Lineage: Eukaryota; Metazoa; Chordata; Actinopteri; Syngnathiformes; Syngnathidae
Product: G/T mismatch-specific thymine DNA glycosylase-like
Exons: 11
Coding region: 153-1517 (454 amino acids)
Biological process (GO): base-excision repair, AP site formation
Cellular component (GO): nucleus
Molecular function (GO): mismatch base pair DNA N-glycosylase activity
Source: RefSeq, a predicted model, not a curated record
CUUGUGUCAAAGUUGACUGGGACUGCGCUGUCACGUCUUUGUUGCCGCUGUAGCUACUCUAAUGUUCUGAGUAAAAGAGCAGCAUAUAUGGAAAAAUAACAACUUCCCUGCCGAAGAAUCUGUUAAAAAACACACGCCGGUAGGCCCAAAAGAUGGACGAUAGGCUGAAUGGUUCCUUGCCUGUCGGGUCCUCGGAGUAUCUCCAGCAGUGGAUUCAGUCUACUCAGCAGUUCCAAGCUCUCCAAGCCCAGUACUCCGCUUUCAACCAUCAGUCUCACUACCCAGAGACGCAGACGGGAGCAACAUCCGCACCUCCCAUGGUUAACCCUCAGCCCAUGAUGGAGCAGCAGGAGCCUGCCAACCUGACCAAACCCCCAGCCAAAAAGAGAGGCAGACCAGUUCAGCCCAAGGAACCAGGCGCACCUAAACCACCGAAAGUCCCAAAGGCCCCAAAGCCCCCAAAGGCACCUAAGCCCCCAAAGGACCCUAAUGCUCCCAAGGCCAAACCGGGCCCGAAGCCUAAGAAGAACACUGAGGGUCAGGCUGACGGAAAGCAGGAGAAGAUUGAUGAGAGCUUCAAGAAGGUGAAGCGGAAAGUGGACCGUUUCAAAGGAAUGUCUGAGGAGGAAGUCAUGAAAAAAACCCUCCCCGACCUGCUGGAGCACAAUCUGGACUAUGUCAUCAUUGGCAUCAAUCCAGGCUUGAUGGCAGCUUACAUUGGACGCUGGUUUCCUGGUCCUGGAAAUCAUUUUUGGAAAUGUCUCUUCCUUUCGGGGUUUACGGAAGAGCAGCUCAACCACAUGCACGACACCACUUUGCCGGGCAAGUACAAAAUGGGCUUCACCAACAUGGUUGCCAGGGCAACGCCAGGGAGCAAAGAUCUCUCAAGCAAAGAGCUGCGCGAAGGAGGCAAAAUUCUUGUGGAGAAACUAAAGAACUACAAACCUCUCAUUGCCGUCUUCAAUGGCAAAUGCAUAUAUGAAAUGUUUUGUAGAGAACUAUUUGGUAAAAAACCAAAGAAACUUGAAUUUGGUUUGCAGCCACACAAGAUCCCUGAUUGUGAAGUGGCUCUGUACCUGAUGCCUUCAUCCAGCGCUCGCUGUGCUCAGUUCCCUCGCGCUCAGGACAAAGUGCACUUUUACAUCAAGCUGAGGGAGCUCAGAGAUGAGCUGCGGGGCACAGCCAGGCCCAGAGAGAUCGAGGAGGUCAACUACUCCUUUGACCUGAACCUGGCAAAGGAGGAUGCCAAGAGGCUUGCCAUCAAGGAGGAGCAGUACGAUCCAGGCUACGAGGACGCCUACGGUGGCGCAUACAUGGAGCCAGGAGCUGAAGGAGGCCAGGGUCAGGCCAAUGGACACUGUCCCUUCUCACCAAGUGAAAACACAGCAGAGCGAGCACAGGAGGCGAGCACAUCGCAAAGUUCAGAAGGCCAAUGUCCCGAUAGACAAUGGAAGUCGCAGUCAUUCGGCAAUGAGAUUCCAGACAUCAGCGGAGGAGGAGAAGACGGUGGCGUGUGAGGAGGAGAAGACGUUAGCGAGGCCACGCUGCCAUCCUCCCGUCGUGAUAAUAAUCAUUAGUGGACAUGGUACAGGCUUAGAUAGACUUGGUAGGCAUUUUGCAGAAUCUUCUUUCUGCUCUCAUUUUAGAAUUUUGUUUUGUUCUUGUGCGAUGAUCUUCACGGACGUCGUUUUCACCGACCUCAAAUCAGGGACAAUGACUUUUUGACUGUCCUUUUUAAACCGCUCAUUUGCUGCCGAAAAGGAAAACUGGCUCAAUCUUGCACUUCACACUCCGGACCAAUUGGGGGCAGCACACUCCUUGAAACAGCUAACUUCCCUAGCAUCACUCUGUUUGAAUUCACACUCUUCCGUACGUACACUUAGCAUUUUGAGUACACAUGUAAGUGGAUUCACGCUGAGAAGUACGGCAAAACGCCGUACACUGUCAGUGCCCGGAUGGUGAGUGUACGGCGAUAGACCCUAACCACCCUCCAUCAUCGCCAUCUUGGCUACGUAGUGGAAGGGGAGGGACUAAGUUCAGUGGUUGCAGUUGGAUAAAUAUUGCAGUAGUCAUUUCCGGAUGUGGGACAGCACUACACUGUCCAAAUUGACACUCUUAGGAACCAAGUAUGCAGUGUACACAGUAUACUUAAUGUAAAGUGUAAGUACGGAAGUGUGCAAAUUAAAGCCCUCAGCUCUCAACUUCAUGGACAAACCAUUUGAGACCUACAGGAAGUGCAGCUAAAACAACUUCAGUUCUUAUGCGAAGACUUUCUUCAAGAUUUUGGACUGUGUCCAUCUGUGGGGUCUCCCGGGCUUGUCCUUUUUAGGGACAACCAAGGACUCGUCCAGCCUCACAUUGAUUAAGAGCUGUUUUCUAAGGCUCCCAGUGAUCUCCUAGUGACAGAAAUACUGCACAGUGAUGCAGUAAGAGUGAGCAUCGAGGACUACUGCUCUUGGAGGGUCAAAAAGUGCUUUUCAGCGUGGACAGAUGUCCUUUUUAAGAAUGUGCUUUUUAAGAAGCUAUGCUGUUACAUCAACUAAAUGAUGCUGUGACUUGUCUUUUAAAAUGUACAUCCACUAUGAACUCACCAUCCGGGUCUCAAACGCAUCACGGAUUCCACCGUGAAUUACCUCAGCAGCCUUUCGCCAUGAACUUAUUGUUUACUCUUCAGCAGUUUUAGGUUUUUUUAAUGUUAUUGAGGACAUUAGGUGAUGUUUGUUUAUUAAAAUAUCCUGAUGGUGCUUUUUUUUUUACAUGAUGGCAGUUCGCUUUAAUGUUCUUUUUCAGCCACUUUAACACACUUGGAUGUGUUUUUUUUUUUAUUAUUUUUUUAAACACCAAAUGAAUGCAUGCACACACCUUGUUGUCGUCAUGGCCUCCACUGUCCAAUGAGGUUGGUGGUGGUCACCAGCAGGCUGUCAAUCACACCAGUUAGUGGAUUUUUUUUAAUAUGAAAAUAAUUGUGUUUUUGGCAACACACUAAAUACCAGGAAUAUAUCCUGGUAUUUAAUCUAUUUUUGUGUAUAGGUAGAUUAAAUACCAGGAAUAUGGCCUGGCAGUUCAUCUGUUUUACAUUUCUAGGAUGAUUUUCUUUGCUAUUUACUUAACGAUGGUAAUGUUAAAACACCACACCAAUCAUCAAGCCAAUAUUUGUCUUUACCUCUUUAUGAGGAAGAAGAUCCACUCUGCAGUCAACAUGAGUGGAGUCAGCAGACAGAACAAAGUUCUGAGUGGAUGGGAUGUACCGGCACCGACGUGACCUGUGUCCCCGCACGCUGCACACAGCACUGCCAAUACACAGAAUAAAACAUUUGACUUAUUAGAAUAUUUGCUCGUGAAGCAAACGGCGAUUUUAUUGGAUUUAAAAUAAUCUUUUAACCCUUCAUAGUCCAGGGUAGGAUUUUGUAGUUUUACAUACUUUCGUGUUGAGAGUAUUUACACUCAAGCAAGUCCUCACGCAGUUACAAUUUACCAUGUACACAACAAAAAAUGCGUCCCAUUCCAAAAAUACUUUUUUUUUUUUUUGUCCACCUAAAAAAAAAGCUGACAAUUAACGUUAUUGAAAUGUCACACCUGUGUAAGUAUUUGUUCACCUUUCCACUCUCCCUCUGCGACCAAACGGCUACUGGUGCUUUAAUUAUCUGAUGACAAGCUCUUCCCCACACAUACACGGGUGGUGUCAUGUUUCAUCGCCUGUUCACUUACACUUUGAAAGCGGGUGUCUUUCCUCCAACGAAAGCACUUACA